AUGAAUUGGAGAACAGUAAUUUAUAUCAUUUUAUUAAUAAGCUUUACUGUAGUCAAAGCCCUGCCUAGAAGUUAUCGGGACAUAGAGGAAAAAAACAGCAUUGGCCAGCGUUUUUCUCAGCUGCAGGAGAAUAAUUUUAAAGCCAUUGCCAUGAUCAUGUUUGCUCAGUAUGUGCAAGGAAGCACAUUCACCAAAGCAGUUAAAAUGGCUGAAGCUGUAACGGACCUUGCCAAAAGGUGCGCUGCUGCGGAUGGAGACAACCCAGAUUGUCUGAAGCCUUUGGACAAGAUUUUCCUCGAUACGAUAUGCCAGGAGGAAAAUCUUCCCAGGUUUACUGACUGCUGUGCUAAAAAGGACCCUGAAAGAAAUGAUUGCUUCCUCUCCCUUAAAAAUUCAUCAAGAGCAUUCAUUUCUCCUUUUGAAAGGCCAAAUGCUGAAGCUGCCUGCAAAAAUUAUUCACAGAAUCAACAUUCGUUAACAGGAUAUUUCAUCUACGAGGUUUCCAGAAGGCAUCCUUUCCUCUAUGCCCCAACAAUCCUUUCUGUUGCUAUCCAUUAUGAUGAGAUGAUGAAGGACUGCUGUAGAAGUGCCGAAAACCCCAUUCAUAACCUGGAGGAAUGCUUUCGGAGACAGGCGCCAAAGGUAGUGAAGCCAGUCAGAGAAGAUGGCCUGAGGCAGGAACACACAUGUGGAAUUCUGAAGAAGUUUGGAGAAAGGACCAUAAAGGCUCUGAAACUUGCUCAGAUAAGCCAGAAAUUUCCUAAAGCUGAUUUUGUUACUGUUAGCAAACUUGUGAUGGAUAUUGCUAACAUGCACAAGGACUGCUGUCGUGGAGAUAUGCUGGAGUGUAUGCACGAUAGGGAAGAGAUUCUACACUAUGUCUGCACCAACCAAGACAUCAUAUCAAGUAAAAUUAAAAAGUGCUGUGAAAAGCCACUGUUACAAAGAAGUGAAUGCAUAAUUAAUGCAGAAAAUGAUGACAAACCUGCAAACUUGUCCCCCCACGUCAGGGAGUUUAUAGAAGACAAAGGAACAUGUGAACGCUUUGCUCAGGAAAAAGAUACCCACUUAGCCAGGUUUCUCUAUGAAUAUUCCAGAAGACACCCUGAAUUUUCUGCUCAAAUGCUUUUAAGAAUUGGUAAAGGAUAUGAGGACCUACUGGAUGAGUGCUGCAAAACUGGUUCUCCACAAGACUGCUGCAGCAGAGGGGAAGAAGAACUGAAGAAACACAUUUAUGAAACGGAAAGUGUGAUGAAAACAAGCUGUGACAUUUACAAGGAAAAAGGAGACUACUAUUUCCAAAACGAGCUUCUCAUGAGCUUCACCAAGAAGAUGCCUCAGCUAACAUCUGCAGAGCUAAUAAAAUUCACCAAACAAAUGACUACAAUCGGCUCCAAAUGCUGCCAGUUAAGCCAGGACAAGCUAUUGCCUUGUGCUGAAGAAAACCUGGAUCUUGUGCUUGGAGAAAUAUGUAGAAGACACCUAACCAACCCAAUAAAUCCUGGUGUUUGCCACUGCUGUAGUAGCUCCUACGCUCUUAGGAGGCCAUGCAUGGGGAAACUAGAAAUUGAUGAGAAUUAUGUGCCCUUAUCAUUGACUCCUGGUCUGUUCACUUUCCACGAAGACUUGUGUACGACAGAAGAAGAAAAGUUACAGCACAAGAAGCAGGAAAUGCUCAUCAACCUCAUCAAAUACAAGCCCCAGAUCACACAGGAACAGCUGACCUCCGUCACUGCGGCUUUUACUGCCAUGAGGGAACAGUGCUGCAAAGAAGAAAACCAUGAAGCAUGUUUUGUGAAAGAGGGUCCGGAACUUAUAAAAAGAAGUGAAAAAAUGUUGUCAGCAUAA
Cygnus atratus (black swan) is the source of this 1848-nucleotide messenger RNA. RefSeq names its product alpha fetoprotein (gene AFP). The transcript is spliced from 14 exons. The record is from RefSeq and is a predicted model, not a curated record. Gene Ontology annotation, biological process: transport. NCBI's taxonomy places the organism in Eukaryota, Metazoa, Chordata, Aves, Anseriformes, Anatidae. Gene Ontology annotation, cellular component: cytoplasm; blood microparticle. Bases 1 to 1848 code for a protein of 615 amino acids.